Messenger RNA from Xyrichtys novacula (pearly razorfish), 3436 nucleotides. Lineage: Eukaryota; Metazoa; Chordata; Actinopteri; Labriformes; Labridae. The record is from the annotation of a GenBank genome assembly.
ACACUGCUGCCUUUCAGCUAAAAGCUUUUUGUGCUCCUGUGGAGCAGAAUGGAGGGAGAAAGGAGAGUGGAUGGGAGUGGUUAUAAAAGAGAGGGAGGGAAAAUGAAGGGCCUCCCUCUCCGUUGCCAAGGCAACCUGAUGUCACGGUGACAUCACGCACCACUAAAAGCUUUUAACCGGAUUCCUCUCCUGCCUUAGGCCCCAUUUUGAGUCCUCUUUCAGCAGGGCUAGGGGGGAAGGGCACAUGCAGGACGGUGUGUGUGCUUGUAUCACUCCCUCACUGCAGACUGUGCUCAGCUCUGAGCACGGUAAAAGACUUUCAAAUUCAACCUCCAUAGAUCCUAUAUCUGCAAACACAGCCAGCACAGGCCAAGAGAACCAUUUCAAACAUGGCAGCAGAGGAUGGUUUCAGCUACCUAAUACAAGGCCAAAGUGAAAAGCACAGGCGGGCCCCGAAUUGGACGGACGGGGAAAUGAAGGCCCUCCUGUACGUGUGGGAGGAACACCACAACGAACUGAAAACCAGCAAAAGGAACGCAAAGGUUUACGAGAAGAUGUCCCAGAGGUUUUUCCAGCUGACAGGAGAGCAGCGUUUUAAAGAGGAGAUCAAGAUGAAGAUCACCAACAUGUCUUUCCAGUACAGGCAAGUGCACCACAUCCAAGUGUCCUGAUGCAGAUGUGACUCUCAAAUCAAGCUGUUGCAUGAUUUUAAACUUUUAUUUCUGAUCCAACAGGCGACUGAAAGCUACAGCCGGUGAAAGUGGGGAGACGCCGGACUGGCCGUAUUACAAACCCAUCGAGAAGAUCAUCUCCAAGCCGCUGGAGAACGGGAGGGUGAACUGUUUGGACUUUAAGACCCCAGCUGCAGGUCCCUCCACUUCAGGGCAGUCUUCAGACAACGUGGUGACCCUGACGGAUGAUGGAGUGAUAGGAUUUCUGCCAGAGUACACAGGAUCUUCAGAUGAAAUGGAGAUAAAACAAGAGCUGGACUCACUGAGCUCUGAUAGUGAGCACACACACGGCUCCAGGUAACAGGAGUGUACAGGACAUGUUUAUAGUCGUUAAGUCACUGACAGAGGCAAGGUUCAUGGGCUGACUUUUUGACCUCUGUGGUUUAGUGAGGCAGUAUGCCAAAGUUGGUAAUUUUCAACUAAAGAGGACUGCAAGGCCUUAAAUUUUUAGGCUAUUUUUAGACAUAACAGUCAGUUUAUUAAAUCAGAAUUUGAUUCUAAAGAAGACUGUGCAGGAAAGCUCCAGGAAUCUGGCAGAAAAAUUUGUUUUGAAAAACGCCAAAGCGGUACAUCCUCAUUAUUGUUAUUUUAGCUCUCAAACCAGUGCCAUUACAAAUUUGGUUGUAAAUACAUAUCUGAGUAAUUAGUAAGCCUAGUGUAGCAAAACCUUUUAAAAGCUACAUCUGUUUCCAGUUCAACACUGCUAAAAGCUUAUUAGUUUAUCUUUAAAUAUAUCAUUAAAUACAUAUUGAAUAUACUAUUAAAUUUCCCUUUGAGGAUAAACAAAGUUCUUCUUAUUAUUAUUAUUAUUAAAAGUCUAUUAAACUGGAUAUGUUUUUUUCCCCCAAAAUUUAUUUCUUAUUUGCAGGCAAUGAUAAGCACAGCAAACUUCAAACAGCUGAUCAAAAUGUUUUUGCUUCAUGUAAAGUUAGCCUAAGCCAAGACCAGCCCGGGUUUCUCUCAACCAGGUUUUACACUGUUGUGUAGUUUGUUUUUGAUAUGCCAUUUUUGACGGGGAAAAAAACUAUAUGCGGCUUCCUUAAAGUUAAAAUUUUAAGAUAUAAUGUAAGAAUUGGAAAGUUUAGAUAAAUAUCAUGUCAGCCAAAUCUAACUUGACUGUGAUCGUAAGUCAGCUGUAACUUGCAGCUUUGGUCAUGUAGAUUUUUUUUUUUCAUUUUUACAUCGCAAUUUAAAGUGACAAAUUCUUUUAAAAAGUAGAUAAUGUUUUAAAACUGGUCAAAAUUUUGUCUUUCUAUAAAUACGCUGUGAAGAACAGCAAUUAUGCCUUUAAGUAAAACUUAAUUGACUUUUAAUUUCAACAUUAAUUUGCUGUUUUUUGGCGUAGAGAGAGGAAGCUUAUCAUAGCAGUUUGCUGAAGCGUGUUAGACCACAGGAUUAGCGUUGAUCUGUCAAACUUCAAAACUAGCAUCCCUUAAGGUUAACAUCUUUUCUCUGCAGCUCACACCCUUCCCGGAAAAGACGCACCAACAGACACCUGUCCAUGAAGAGAAAGAAACUGCGGGUGAUGCAGGCCAUGCUGCAGCAGCAGAAGAGGUCGAGCCAGGCCAUAGAGGAGACAUGCAGGGAGAUCCGUCGUGCCAUGCACCAACAGAACCUACUCCAGGUCCAGUGUCUGCAGCUGCAGGAGCGAAUGAUGAAUCUCCUGGAGAAGAUGAUCCAGCCUCUGUCCACUACGGCAACACCUUGGGGCCAAUGUAGGGUCAAUGAUCCAGGGAAGGCAUAAAGUGUGACGUUGAGGUCAGCCCAGGAGAGAUUGUUGUCUUGCCUCACCUAUAGCCAGUUAUUAUGGAUUUCUGUUAGACAUCCAACAUUUUGAAGGGGGAUUGUGUUGCAUACGUGGAGGUAUCACGCUUACCAGUACAGAAAUGGUACAUGAGGUAUGAAAAUACCCUCUUAGGUGUCAUAAACCUGAUUAUAUCAAAUGAGGAUGACCUUGCUCACAACCUCCGAUGAUAUGCUGGUAGUUCAUCUGUCGUUCUCCGAAGUGACAUUUCAUCUCUUAGGAUAGUUGUUUUAGUACCUCUUCCUUGAUUAUUUGUCAAGUACUCUGUUAGAAAUCACUGUGGAACAACAGCCUUGCAAAAACACACUUAUCUAUUCACUGUGCCAGGAUAAUUACAUGUUUUAAAGGUUUUGAUGCCAAAACAGGGCAACUUGUAGCACUACUAACUAGGAGUUGAGGCAAUAAUCUCUUUUGCUGUCAUCAGAGUAAGAGAAAAUGACCUGAUUCAGACAAAAAAAAAAACCCUCAAACCCUCAAACUUGUCCUCAUUGUGUUCUAUAGAACUAUAUUGGAUAGAAAAAAAGGGAUAAGGAAGGAUUUCUUCUGACCUCAAUUUUAUAGCAGAUGUGAAAGUACAGAAAAUUAACUGUAAAAGAUCAUGGCUAAGCAGAAAUUUGUAAGAAUGAAGCUUUUUUUCCUGCUUUCAAUUCAUGUAACUGUUCAAGUUGACUUAGUAAAUACACGUCUGAGAAACAUUUAGUCACCAUUUCGUUUAAGAUUUGGUUGUGCCCUUACAGUUUGAGGAUUAAAUCUAAAUGCAACCUUAAAGACAGAAACAUUAACUGUGUAAUUUUCCUGAUAUUUCAACUCUUUAAUAUGUAAAGAUAUCCUCUUCUUUCUCCUUGUUGCAUUUCUGCUAAAUAAAUCAAUGCACAAGCUCCAGUUGUGUCUUUGUCUUUUA